GUUGCACGGUCGCAAAAUGAAAGGAUGGUAUCGUCAGUGAAAACUCCGAUUGGAACAUAUGUCGGCCUUUCUGAGACUACAACUUUCAAUCGAUCGAUUGAAUACUAUACUGCGUUCAAAGGCAUAGCAUACGCCAAAUCUCCAGUCGGACUAUUGAGAUUCCGUCGGCCGGAACCAACGGAGUUCAAAAAGGAUGUUGUUUACAAUGCGACAUACCAUCGCUCGCAUUGUACACAAACGCCGGUACAACCUUUUAAGUACACGGCGGAAUUCGACCAAAGUGAGGACUGUCUGUAUUUAAACAUAUAUUGCCCUGGCAGAGGAGUAACUGCUGGUGGUAAAUACCCUGUCAUGAUUUACAUUCACGGUGGUAGCUUCGGUGUAGGCGGUGCCGAUGUUUACGCCGGCGAUGUCCUCAGCGCAUUCAAUGACGUCAUCGUUGUCACCAUAAAUUAUCGACUUGGCGUUUUGGGGUUUCUAUCGUCAGGUCAGAAACAUGAUGGAAACUAUGGUUUGUGGGAUAUGCACUUUGCUAUUAAAUGGGUUAAUAGCUACAUCGAGUACUUUGGUGGAGAUAACACGAGAGUGACGUUGUUUGGCAAUUCAGCCGGUGGCGCCGCUGUUACCUACCAGGCGAUGUUCCCAGGAAACAGGGGACUUGUUCACAGAGUUAUCGCACAGAGCGGCACAUGUUUCGCAACAUGGGCUUUAACAAAAAGCCCGGCGCGGUAUUUUGAAAAGUUUUCAAUAAUUAGUGGGUGCCUAGACGGGGGGUAUAAAGAUGUAAUGGAUUGUCUUCGGCAGCGUACAACUAGUGAACUUGAAAAAGCAUAUGAAGCUAUCAUUUUGGAAGAAAAAGAUUACUUAUUUUUCCCAACGAUUGACGGAGACUUUAUAUUCGAUUAUCCGUUGUUAUUAGACUAUGAAUCGAACAACGCCACAAAUGAGGGGCUUUCGUUAUUUUCAGAACUAGAUUUUAUGAACGGCAUGACAAGCAAGGACGGCGCCAAUUUUGUACUUUCUUUCAACAACAUGAGUACAUGGACACUUGAAGAAUUUAAGGAGUAUGUUUCAAAAGAACUGCUGUAUGUCUAUAAACGAAAAUCACCAGAACACAUUAUGAAUACAGUUGUUCAGCAAUAUUGGAAAAAUAGUUCCGCGGAUUUAAUCCCGAUUGCCACUGUUACAGAAUUUCCAACGGACUUAUUUUUUGCGUAUCCUGCUGUAUUAGCAUCUGUCAUUCAUAACUCACUGAAUACAAGAAAUCGAUCUGGUAACAAUUAUCUCUAUGUAUUUGAUCAAGUGCCUUCAUUUACGAGUCAACUCAGUAUGCUGGAAGGAGUAACACAUGCGUAUGAGUUGCCGUUCGUGUUUGGCUUCACGGAACACAUAAAGACAAAAUAUACGGCUGACUAUUCUGCAGACAAUCCUCUUAUACCGUCACAUGAAGAUAUUGAAAUGUCCUCAAUAGUCAUGCAACUUUGGACCAACUUUGCUAAAUAUGGGAACCCCAACAAAAUGAAAAUUUCCAACCAUCAUACAUUACCGGUGUGGCGACAAUACGAUACAAUUUCAGGAGAUUACUUGAUUCUUAAAUUGCCCUUCGAGGAUAAAAUCAUCAGAAAACACUAUGCAGCACAGCAAAUGUCGUUUAUAGAGGACCUUCAUAAAGACAUGAUGCAUAAUGGACUUUGUGCAAUGACAUCCGUGUUUGUUUACGUAGUUAUGUUUCAAUCGUUAUUGUUUAUUUAGAAAUUCUUCUUCUUAUUAUUAUUAGGCUGGUAGUAUUAUUAUUUUUAUUAUAUAAUAAAUUGUUUCAUGGCAUUACAGCUAAACAUUUGGGGG
Messenger RNA from Dreissena polymorpha, 1845 nucleotides. RefSeq names its product acetylcholinesterase-like. Gene Ontology annotation, biological process: synaptic vesicle endocytosis; postsynaptic membrane assembly; modulation of chemical synaptic transmission. The record is from RefSeq and is a predicted model, not a curated record. Gene Ontology annotation, cellular component: synapse; cell surface. Gene Ontology annotation, molecular function: neurexin family protein binding; signaling receptor activity. The coding region runs from base 25 to 1752 and encodes 575 amino acids. The transcript is spliced from 2 exons. NCBI's taxonomy places the organism in Eukaryota, Metazoa, Mollusca, Bivalvia, Myida, Dreissenidae.